AUGGCCGCUGAAGAAACACCAGCUGAGAUAGAAGCAAGGCUUCGUGUUGAAAUGGAAGCGAGGCUUCGUGCUGAGAUCACUGCUCAAGUUGCUGCCCAGAAUGAAAGAGAUAGGCAACUUCGAGAAGAGCAGGAGGCUCAAAGGGACACUGCUGAAGAAUGGCUGAGAACACAACCAUUGAGGAGUAUUACUUCUUGGGAUGAUUUAGCUGAGAAGUUCACAACUAAGUUCUUCCCCUACAACCGCAUAAGGAAGUUGAAGCAAGAGAUCAAUUCCUUCAUCCAGCUGGACUCUGAGAAUCUCUAUGAGACAUGGGAGAGGUUCAAAAGACUCUUGAUGAAAUGCCCAGGCCACAACAUCUCCACUGCUGACCAAGUGGAGAAGUUCUAUGCAGCUCUCAAUGACUACACCAGAGACAAGUUGGACACAGCUGCAAGCGGAGCCUUUGAUGCUCUACCAACCCAACCAGCACUUGACAUCAUUAACAAUUUGGCUGCUAGAGCUGCACACUCAAACAAUGACAGACAAAACCGGAAGGGAGUUUAUGAGGUUGAGACUCUUGAUGCAGUUCUUGCAUCCAACAAAAAGCUUGCACAAAAAGUAGAUGCCAUGGUAAAGAGACUCGAAGGUGGGCAAAGAAGUGCUGAGGAUGCUGAAUUUGAUGAAGAGGUGAAGGCCAUGGGGAAUUAUCAAAAUGAUCCCUACUCCAACACUUAUAAUCCAGGUUGGAGAAAUCAUCCCAACUUCUCCUGGAGGGACCAGAACAACUUAGGAGAAGCUAGUGGUUCAAAGCAAUUUCCAAAUCAGAGGCAAUACCAGCUGAAUCAAAGGCCUCCACCACCUCAAAAUCAGGGGAAUGGUAAGAAGAGUUUGGAGGAGAUUGUAACUGAUUUGGCACUUACUAAUCAGAGUUUCAUGAAUGAGACCAGGGGUUUCAUGAAUGAAACUAGAACUAGCUUCAAGAAUCAUGAGUCCUCCAUAAAAAAUUUGGAGACUCAAGUUGGCCAAAUUGCCAAGGCCAUUGCUGAAAGGUUCCCAGGUACGUUCCCCAGUGACACUCUCAUUAAUCCUAAGGACUCCAAAUCUGAAAAUUGUUCUGCUGUCGCUCUUAGGAGUGGCAAAACUUUGAAUGAAAUUGAGGAGUUAGUUGAAAAGAAGAGUGUUGAACUUGAGAAAGUGGUUGAGAAAGAAAAAGAGGGAACAAAAAGUGAGGAAGCUGUAAAAAACAAAGAGAGUAAGGAUUCUUUUCCUGAGAAAAUAACUUGCAAGGUACCAUUUCCUAAGGCUUUAGUGAAGAAAAAUCUGGAGAAACAAUUUUCGAAGUUCUUAGAAAUUUUUAAAAAGUUGCAAAUCAAUAUUCCUUUUUCUGAAGCCUUAGAGCAAAUGCCAACCUAUGCAAAGUUCAUGAAGGAUAUUGUAUCUGGGAGGAAGAGAUUGAGUGAGGUGAAUGAAACAAUUAUGAUGACAGAGGAGUGUAGUGCAAUUGUCCAGAGAAAACUCCCCCAAAAGUUGAAAGAUCCUGGGAGUUUUACCAUUCCUGUUGACAUUGAAGGUUUGCCUGGGGCUAAGGCCUUAUGUGAUUUGGGGGCUAGCAUCAAUCUGAUGCCGCUCUCCAUGAUUAAAAAGUUGAAUAUGGGUGAGGCCACUCCUACCUUGAUGUCUUUGCAAUUGGCGGACAGGUCCAUUAAGCACCCAUAUGGGGUUGCUGAAGAUGUUUUGGUAAGGGUGGACAAAUUUAUCUUUCCUGUUGAUUUUGUGAUUCUGGACAUUGAAGAGGACUCUAGAGUUCCUCUAAUUUUGGGGAGACCUUUCUUGGCAACUGGUAAUGCAAAAAUCAAUGUUGCCAAGGGUCUUUUGUCCUUGAAAGUUGGUGAUGAAAAGGUAAAGUUUUCUGUUUUUAGAACAUUGAAGCAUCCUAACUGUGAGGAUGUGUUUAGCUGUGAAGUGAUUGAUGAAUCUGUUUGUGAAGAGUUUGCUAAGAUUUCAGGAAAGACGACCUCAGAAGUAAAAAAGGACUACUAUGAGAUGAACCCAACUCGCAUAAAGCUUGUAGGCGAGCACCAAUAUGGAGGUUCAGCCACAGAGAAUUUUCAUGCUCAUAUGGUGCGGUUUCAUCAGUUCAGUAGCACGGUAAGGAUAAAAGAUGUAUCCGAUGAUGCCUUUAGGCUGAGGUUGUUCCCAUACUCCUUGAAGGGUGAAGCUAAGGUUUGGUUUCAAUCUCAACCUCAAGGAAGUAUUGUUACUUGGGAGGACCUUGUGGAAAAGUUUGGUGCAAAAUUCCUACCUUGCUCAUGCAAAAGUUUGAGAAAGUGUGAUUCUAAUCCUUCUUAG
Lotus japonicus is the source of this 2331-nucleotide messenger RNA. RefSeq lists its product as uncharacterized. Bases 1 to 2331 code for a protein of 776 amino acids. The transcript is spliced from 2 exons. The record is from RefSeq and is a predicted model, not a curated record. NCBI's taxonomy places the organism in Eukaryota, Viridiplantae, Streptophyta, Magnoliopsida, Fabales, Fabaceae.